AUCCUAAAUCCGAAACAAAAACAGAUAGUAAUGGUUCACGGAUAAGUAUAAAUACGCGUCGUGUUUUCCGCUUUCUCUGAAGAAAGGGAAAAAUAUAACACAAUCCCGAGAACAAGAACAAAGAGGACGACGCCAUCGACAUUAUCAUCCAUACCAACACUUGUUCCAAAAUUUGGCUUUUGAUUAGGGUUUCGUUUUCCUCAAAGCUCAAAUACGAGGGAGCUUCUUUUUUCACAGGUAGCUUGAUAAGAUGAAUUUAGCUGUGGAGAGCUCUGAAGAUGGGGAAGGCCUUCCGGAGCCUCCCGAUCCUGAUGUUCUUGAGAUUGACCAGACUUGUCGAUACAUUAGGUACAAAGAUGUGCUUGGGAAAGGUGCUUUCAAGACAGUCUACCGAGGUUUCGAUGAAGUCAAUGGAAUUGAAGUGGCAUGGAACCAAGUUCAGAUUGAUGAGGUGUUACAAUCACCAGAUGGCCUAGAGAGACUAUACUCAGAAGUGCAUCUCUUGAAAUCAUUGAAGCACAGAAAUAUUGUAAAGUUUUACAACUCCUGGAUUGAUGAUAAGAACAAGACUGUCAAUAUUAUUACAGAGCUAUUUACCUCAGGGAGCUUGAGACAGUAUCGUAAGAAACACAAGAAAGUUGACAUAAAGGCUUUAAAGGGAUGGGCUAUACAAAUUUUGAAGGGAUUAGAAUACCUUCACAGUCACAACCCACCAAUUAUACAUAGGGACUUAAAGUGUGACAACAUAUUUAUCAACGGCAAUCAUGGAGAAGUCAAGAUUGGAGAUCUUGGGUUGGCAACUGUCUUGGAGCAGGCUAAUGCUAAAAGUGUAAUUGGAACCCCCGAGUUCAUGGCACCUGAAUUGUACGAUGAGAGUUACAAUGAGCUGGCUGAUAUAUAUUCCUUCGGAAUGUGCAUGCUGGAGAUGGUGACAUUUGAUUACCCUUAUAGUGAAUGCAAAAACUCAGCUCAGAUAUAUAAGAAGGUUACUAGUGGAAUAAAACCAGCUGCACUUUCUAAAGUAAUUGAUCCAUCCAUGAAACUUUUUAUUGAGAAGUGUAUAGUCCCAGCAUCUGAAAGAUUGUCAGCUAAGGAGCUUUUAGUGGACCCCUUUCUCCAAGGAAAUGGCUCGGCAAAAAAUCUCACUCUGCCACUUCCAGAUAUUGUUCUGCCCAAAAUUGGAGCCUUUGGAGAUCGUUGCGUGAUGUCUGAAGGGCCUACAAAUGCCCAAGUUAUAUCUAUUGAUGAUGGUGAGCCACCUAUUAUUACUACUUUUGUUAACCCAGUUGAAUCUUUCAAUUCUCUCAGCGUGGAGGUUCAAAGGACAAAGAGAGGCAAUUUCUUUCUCCUAAAAGGAGAGCAAAAUGGUGAGAACUCUGCAUCAUUAAUACUAAGAAUAGCUGAUGAAAAUGGUACGUAUCAUGUAUUGCUCAUCUCUAAUUCAUUUAAAUCUGUAUCAAUUUUAACAGCAUAUGCUAUACACUACAUUCUCCUAUUUACAGGUCGCGCUAGGAAUAUACAUUUCAUAUUCUAUCUCAAUAGUGAUACAGCCCUUUCAGUUUCAAGUGAAAUGGUUGAGCAACUAGAAUUACCUGAACAGAAUGUUAAACUCAUAGCAGAAUUAAUUGAUUUGGUGCUCAUAAAUUUAGUACCUGAUUGGAAGCCUUGUGUUCAUGUUGAUCAUCUAAUUGCUUCAAAUGGAGGACCUGCCCAUAUGACACACAAGAAAGACUCUGGCACACCAACAUAUGCACAAAGCGGGAUUGGAUCAUACCAAAAUGUUUGUGAAGCUGCCAGCACCUCGAAUGAUCCAGUUUUGCCGACUUCUUCCUCGUUUGAAGGUUCCGCUCAAUCAAUGCCUGAUAACUCCAACCACUCCAAGGCUGAUGAGGUCAUUUCUAACGCAAAUUCAAAUCUGCAUGAUGAAGUUACAGAGGAAGAUCGGAUGUCUUAUGCUUCUGCAAUCUCUCAUGAAUGUAGUGACAAAAAUUGCUCCCCUGAUUCUUAUUGGAAUACAGAGUUUGGGUAUGCUGACAACAAUAGCAAUGCAUCAUAUUUAGAAGCGAGAGAUUCUCUUACUGGUUUGGAGAGCCAUGGUUCGGUGACCUUAAUGAGCUAUCCAAGCCAAGUGUCUUCUUCAAAUCAAGACGAAGAGGAUAAGUUGAGGAUGGAGCUGGAAUUGAUAGAACUGCAUUACCAGGAUGCUGUCAAAGAAAUAUCAAAGAAAAGAAAUGAAGCUAUCAUGGAAACAAGAAAAAAACUAUCACAGAAAAGUAUAGAGUCAAUUUACUAAAAUUGAAUUUAUUUGUCCUUUUUUUCUGAUGGGUAUGGGUUCAUUUGUUUUUCUUAUCCCUCGCUUUGUCUUGAUUACAUUUUUUUUGGCAAGUGUAGAUAGUUGGUUUCAGGAAGGUAAUUUAUUGUAAUAAUGUAUAUGGUAGAGUUCAUUUCUUCUUGACGAAAUAGUGUCUUAAUUUAUUUUGGGAUUUUAAAGAGAAAUUACUACUAACAUUUAAAUAA
Molecule: messenger RNA, 2517 nt
Organism: Humulus lupulus (European hop)
Lineage: Eukaryota; Viridiplantae; Streptophyta; Magnoliopsida; Rosales; Cannabaceae
Product: probable serine/threonine-protein kinase WNK6
Exons: 7
Coding region: 251-2293 (680 amino acids)
Biological process (GO): protein phosphorylation; intracellular signal transduction
Cellular component (GO): cytoplasm
Molecular function (GO): protein serine/threonine kinase activity; ATP binding
Source: RefSeq, a predicted model, not a curated record